Molecule: messenger RNA, 2162 nt
Organism: Piliocolobus tephrosceles (Ugandan red Colobus)
Lineage: Eukaryota; Metazoa; Chordata; Mammalia; Primates; Cercopithecidae
Product: myeloid-associated differentiation marker-like
Exons: 1
Coding region: 209-1186 (325 amino acids)
Cellular component (GO): plasma membrane; cell-cell junction
Source: RefSeq, a predicted model, not a curated record
UGGAAGGAGAUGGGCGGGACUUCCCCUGGUCAAGGUCAGGCCUCUUCCGGACUUGGUGGUGCCCUGUUCCUGUUCAGCGGGGUGUCGGGUCCCGGGAGGGAGGAGCCCAGUCCCAGUGGAUACUGACGUUGUCUCUCACUCUCUGGCGCUUUUCCAAGCCUUUUCCAGGCGUGUGACUUAAUCCGUUUCCACAGCCAGACCUUUCUCUAUGAGUUCCUCAGCCAGGACUGCCGCCAUGCCAGUGACUGUUACCCACCCAACCGUCACAACCACCGUGGGGUCCCCCACCGUCAUAGGGUCCCCUAGGGCCCUGACCCAGCCCCUGGGCCUCCUCCGCCUGCUGCAGCUGGUGUCCACCUGCAUGGCCUUCUCGCUGGUGGCCAGCGCAGGUGCCUGGAGGGGACAUAUGGGUAACUGGUCCAUGUUCACCUGGUGUUUCUGCUUUGCCGUGACCUUGGUCAUCCUCCUCGUGGAGCUGGGCGGGUUCCAGGCCCGCUUCCCCUUUUUUUGGCGCAACUUCACCAUCACCAUCGCCUGCUAUGCGGCCCUCCUGUGCCUCUCGGCCUCCAUCAUCUACCCCAUCACCUACGUGCAGUUCCUAUCCCACGGCCCUUCCCGCGACCAGGCUAUCGCCGCCACUGCCUUCUCUGGCAUCGCGUGUCUGGCUUACGCCACCGAAGUAGCCUGGACCCGGGCCCGGCCCGGGGAGAUCACUGGCUACAUGGCCUCCGAGCCGGGGCUGCUGAAGGUGCUGGAGACCUUCGUGGCCUGCCUCAUCUUCGUGUUCAUCAGCAGCCCCUACCUGUACCACAACUGGCUGGCCCUGGAGUGGUGCGUGGCUGUGUACGCCCUCUGCUUCGUCCUGGCGGCCCUCACUAUCCUGCUGAACCUGGGACACUGCACCAACAUGCUGCCCAUCCCCUUCCACGGUUUCCUGUUGGGGCUGGCCUUGCUGUCCGUCCUUCUCUAUGCCACUGCCCUUGUCCUCUGGCCCCUCUACCAGUUCAACGAGAAUUAUGGUGUCCAGUCCUGGCGGGCGAGAGAUGUGAGCUGCCGCGACAGAAACCCCUACCUUGUGUGUAUCUGGGACCGCCGACUGGCUGUGACCAUCCUGACGGCCGUCAACUUGCUGGCCUAUGUGGGCGACCUGGUGUACUCUGCCCACCUGGUUUUUGUCAAAGUCUAAGACCCCCAAGGGACCCCAUUUGCCUCUCCAACUCUUCAUCCUUCUUUCCCGAGUUUUCUUACUGAGUAUUCUUUUCCUGUGUUUUCCUCUUCCCUAUCUCCCCUCCUCCCCCUUUUUCUUUCCUUCCCAAUUCAUCGCACUCUUUCCCAGUUCUCUGAUGUAUGUUCUUCCCUUUCCUCUGCUGUUUCCUUCCUGUUUUGUUCUGUUGCCCACAGCCUGUUUUCACCCCUGAGCUGUUUCCCUUUUUCCACUCUCCUUUCCUUCCUCUCAUCUCUUUUCUAGGUUUCCUUUUGGUUUUCUCAUCUGCCUAUUUCCCGACCAUCUUCUAUUUCCUUGGGAGCCCUGAGGCUUUUCUGCUCCUCCCCCGACGCACCUCCAGAGGUGAUGAGCUCCAGAUCGCCACACCCCUUGCAGCUGUCGGUGCCAUGUCCUCCCAAGGGGCCUUCUACCCACCCCUGCCCUAGCUGUGCCUUAGUCAGUGUGUACCUGUGUGUGUUUGGGGGAGUGGGAAUUGGGCCCCCUUUCUCCCAGUGGAGGAAGGUGUGCUGUGCACCUCCCCUUUAAAUUAAAAAAUAUUUGUGUAUCUCCGGAGGUCAAUAAUUUCCAGUGAGCGGGAGGCUUUAAGCACAGACCCUGGGUCCCUAGGCCUUGCCUGGCACUCUGCCUUGCCAGAGAUUGGCUCCAGAAUUUGUGCCAGACUUAUAGAAAACCCAUUGCCUAGAGACCAUCUUAAAGGAAGCAAGGGAUGGAUCCGUUUCAUCCCACCUGUUAUUCGUGGUAUCAAAAAAAAAAAAAAAAGUCAGGCAAAGAACCAUAGGAUCUUGAAGACAACUGUUUGAAGUAUUUAUGAGGGACAAUGACGUGGCCUUCCAGCCUCAGUGUUAAAAAUAACUUUUAACACUGUGUCCUUUUAACUUUUAACACAGUGUCCUUCAGAACGUGUGGAAAGAGAUAAUAAGUAAAUAAAUAAACAACA